AAAUAUUUCAGGCGUAAACAUUUUCUUGACAGAUUUUUACAUUUGCAAGCAAAAACUUCAGCGACUCGAAAAGUUCGCUCAAAUAAGCAUUUAAAAUGCACAAUUCCAUUUCACGUUCGUUAUCGGUCGAUACAAACAGUAAUGUCAAUGCCAAAGCGUGUCCAGCGAUAUCAUCUGACAUACUAUGUCAGCCAGUUUACGAAGGAACACGAAAUUCAGGGAUAUAUACGUAUAUAUUUCACCUGUUUUUGUAUUCGAUACCUUUGAAAUACUGUCGCAGAAAAUUUUCCAGCUCUUUUACGUUUAUUAUAAUCUGUGAAGGAUAGAGGAUUCGAUAUAUAGUAGUGACAUCGAGAGUGAGUUCGAAUAGGGGUUGUCUGCAGUGUAGUAAGGGUGCGUUGGGAAGCCUUCACUCGCGCCCAGACCGCCGGCCGAUAUGGGCGUUUCGAGACACGGGAGCACCGCGGGCCCGGCCGAGCACGAGCUCGCGCGAGCGCGUCGACCCCACCUGUUGAUCGUCGACGACUCGAGGGAAACGCGUGCUAGCGAAGUUGCGUGGCAACCCGAGAGCCUCGAGGACCUGUCAGGCCUCCGCAGCAGUUCGGUGGACUACGCCGCCGCGUUACUCCUGGCUGUCAUGGCGGCAGUGUUGCUCGCCGCCGUCGGCUACCACUGCGCCGCCACGUGGCGAUGGAUCGUGGGGAGGUGUGUACGAGGCCGUCGCGCGUCCGAAGAGAGUAACUGCGAUUCCCUAUCUCGCCAAGCAGCUAUACGGAUCAGCCACUCGCUACCAGAUCUACAGACCGAGCCCCUCAAGCAGGAGUAUGUGCAGGAGCAUAAGGACCCGGCUAACAAGAAGGUUUUACGACAAACGACGCUCCCGAUCGUGCCGACGCGUCUACAGACCUUCCAGCGGCAACUCUCCUACCGGCUGGACUUGCCUUCGAUUCAGUUCAGCAUCUGCAGCUUAGAACGAGCUGAUUCAUCUAUUGGACUCAUCAAGCCCGAGCUGUACAAGAACGAGCUGGUUCGUCAGUCGUCCACCGACAGUGCUGAACUGGAAUUCUGCGGCAAACUUCACUUCGCGCUACGAUAUGACCAGGAGGUGGAAGCGCUCGUAGGAAAGAUCUUCGAAGCUCGCGAUCUGCCGAUCAAGGAUGUGACCGGGAGCAGCGACCCCUACAUCAAGGUGUUCCUGCUGCCAGACCGCAAGAAGAAAUUCCAGACCAAAGUGCAUCGCAAGAACUUGAAUCCGGUGUUCAAUGAAACUUUCCUGUUCAGCGUUCCAUACGAGGAGCUCCGUCAGCGCUACCUGCAGUUCUCCGUGUAUGACUUCGACCGGUUUUCGAGACACGACCUCAUCGGCCACGUAGUCCUCAAGGGUCUGCUGGAGUCGGCAGACCUGCACCAGGAGAUUGAGUAUACCAUGAACAUACUCGCUGCGCCACAGGAGAAGAAAGACCUCGGCGAGUUGAUGCUCUCGCUCUGUUACUUACCCACAGCCGGUCGACUGACGGUUACCGUCAUCAAGGGAAGGAACCUUAAGGCCAUGGACAUCAGCGGGUCAUCAGACCCAUACGUGAAAAUCUGCCUUAUCUGCCAAGGCAAGAGGAUAAAGAAGAAGAAAACCACCGUAAAGAAGAAUACACUGAACCCGGUCUACAACGAGGCUCUGGUCUUCGAUCUGCCUUCGGAGAACGUCUUUGAUAUCACGCUGUUGGUCAAAGUGAUCGAUUAUGACAGGAUUGGUUCCAACGAGCUGAUAGGCUGCACGGCCAUCGGCUCCUCCCUAAUCGGCAUGGGUCGCGAGCAUUGGCUUGAGAUGCUGGAUAACCCUCGAAAACCGGUGGCCCAGUGGUACCAGCUCAACAAGAGUCCACCCUCCAACAUCGCGCUACCUACCAAUGACCAGUCGAAUGGCUUGAGCUGCUUAAAUGGAAGAUGAAGAGAUGACUGUGAACCAUCUCAAAAUGGCCGCUAAACAACACAAAAUGGCGCGUCUCCGCAGAAAGCCGCGCCUUCAAAGGACCGGGAAACGUUUUGGAAUUCUCACGAUGCCAAAUGUAUAGGUACCUAUAUAUGUGACUAAAAUAAGGGUUGUAUGUCCAUUUACUGUAGUUUAACGAUUGGUGUUCGGUGAUAUUGAAUCGUAGUGUUAGACUAGGUUAGAUUGUUUGUUACAGUAGACAUGAAUUUAACUCUUAGCGAUUAUUUAUGAUUAGUUUUAGUCGUAGAUACGUAUACCCUUUAUAUAUUUUAUAGUUAAAAGCAUAUCCUGAUAGAUAUCAUGUCAUAUCUUUGUCAUUCAAAAAGUUUUUAUGGAAAUUUGGAGCCUUGAAUGUUUUCUUGUCCCUUCUUGCUCUGGUGGUAUUUAUACACUUUUAUAUUUAUAAACAUAUUUUUAGUAUAUAUACGCACACUCUCUUCAAGACUUGAUCGCGUCAUGUAGAAUUAAAUGUACCUCUAAGUGAUUCAAUGUUGUAAAAUUGUUGUCAGUUGUAACAUACCUGUAAGCAAAGGGUUAAACAGACUUGGUUAGGGGAAGAGUUAGGGGUUAGAUAUAAUCAGGACAUAUGUAAGGCUUACUGACGCCAGUUUGUAUUUUUAUCGUUUCUAUUGUUGGAAAAUUGCAUUAUUUGCAAUUACAGUUUGAAUUGAGGGAUCUAGAAAAAUACGACGGUUUUUUGUUCAUACCGAGUCUGUUUAAACGCCAUUGUAGUAUUUGUAUGUGCUUUGAAAUAGAGAUAUUAUAAUGAAAUAAAUAUUCUAUGAUACCAUUUUACUAAAUGCACAGAACAGUUAAUUUUUUCGAAAUCUUCGUGAAUGUUCGAAACAUUCUUUAGUGUUGGACAAUAAUGUAGAGGGAAAUGUUGCAAGAAAAUCACGAAAUAUGUUUUUAUUUUUCACCUAACGUGCACGAUAUUUAUAAAAAACAUAAUGAUAUUCCUAAUGUAUGUUACCGUCUUUUUAAGAUAAAAUUGAAGCUUUAAAUCGUGUUAAAUAAAUUUUAAGAAUAUAUAUUGAAGGCAAAUGAAUAUUAAAUUGUUUUAUAUAAAGUUGUACUUUUAAUUUAUAUUGGUAUCUUAUAUAUUCUAAUAUAUUUUUGAACAGUAAAACUGUCAGUAUAUAUGUAAGCAAAACCAAGAAAAUAUUUAAGUUUCAUAAGUUAACAAGGGAAUAUAAUUAUAAGUAAGUAAAAGCAUUUUGUUCUAAAAAUAGUUUAAUUUUGUCGAUUAUUUGCUUAAAGCAAAUUAUUUAUACUAGUAAACAUUAAAAAUAAAUAUAAUUGCAAUUUUUAGUUAUCGUCACUUCUGAACAUUUGAAUAAUAUUUAUGUAUUAAUGUGUAGCGACUUAAACGACUCUUUUAUUUUAAAAUCCAAAGAUUUCAAUCAACACCACAUCUUAAUCACGGGUAGAUAAGAAAUAAUUAUUUUAUUUUUCAGUGAGUCGUAGUAGUAUUAAUUUGUAACUUAAAAUUAAGGGCAUAUCUUCUAAGAUUAUAUCUAUACAGAAUCUCUUGAAUACGAAUUUCAAUUGUACUGCCUUUAUAACAAAUAUUGGACUUUAUAUGAAAUAUGUAAAUCUUUCUCUUGCUAUAUUGAGAUAUUGGAAUUACAUUUCUCAUCAAGAGAAUCAUGUAAAACUAAUUAUAAAUGAAAUACAAAAUUAUAAAACACCUGUUUGAGAUUGUCAAAUAUAUUUAAAGAUUAUAAAAUGCCACUCUAGAUGCCACACACAAAUGUCCAAUUUUGCUAUUCUUAUUGUGCAACCGUCGAACCAAUACAAUCAAAUAUACUCGUACAUAUAAAGGUCCACAACUUUACAGCCAUUCUCUUUCUUAGUUCCGUACACGGAAAAAUCACCUUAAGGCCCCGUACGUUCGUGUUCUUCUCUCACUCUCACUGAGCGUAAGUGUGAGCGAGACGGAUGUGCGUGCUCGGGACAGCUAAUAUUAUGUUUUAGAAUUUUAAUUUGUUGUAAGUUUUAAAUAAGAAAAAAGUAAUCGCUGUUCCUUCAAAAAUAAAAUUGCGCAUUUUUAGAAGCAAUUUUCAUACAGCAUAAGCUAAGCAUUUCAUAAAGCUAAAAGCUUUUGUGCAUGAAUAGUUACAAAUUUUCAAAGUGCGCUAUAGACCCAUGUUUUUCUUAUCGAGCGAAAGUUCAUUAAAAUAGGAUUCGAAUCUCUGAAAUCCCUGAAGAAAAUCCUCAAAAUUGCUAAUUAAAUUUUUAGCAAUCGUAUUUUGAUACAAAAAUGCGGUACAAUUUAUCAAGAACUCCGUUCUCUAAACCUACGGCACCUUAAAACUUGUUAGAACUCUCGUAGAACACUAAGAACUAAAUUGUAAACUUGUAUCAAGCUUUUGUGAUACAAUCAUAGUUUUAAGGCAAAUAUAUCAUAUGUUCUAAACUGAAUUGUUUGUCGUGUUUAUACAAUUUCAUGUAGUUCUACUAAUGUUAAUGUAAACUCUUAGUUUACCUAUUUAACACGAACCUAGUUCUGAAUGUUUACUUGGGAUGGGGAGAGCGUUCAU
Messenger RNA from Cydia pomonella (codling moth), 4530 nucleotides. Its product is annotated as synaptotagmin-6-like. Gene Ontology annotation, cellular component: membrane. The record is from RefSeq and is a predicted model, not a curated record. Lineage: Eukaryota; Metazoa; Arthropoda; Insecta; Lepidoptera; Tortricidae. The coding region runs from base 437 to 1945 and encodes 502 amino acids. Gene Ontology annotation, biological process: cellular response to calcium ion; regulation of calcium ion-dependent exocytosis; calcium-ion regulated exocytosis. Gene Ontology annotation, molecular function: calcium-dependent phospholipid binding; calcium ion binding; phosphatidylserine binding. The transcript has 11 exons.